This is a messenger RNA of Mastomys coucha (southern multimammate mouse), 630 nucleotides long. It is a transcript of the gene Vgll1, whose product is annotated as vestigial like family member 1. The annotation marks the transcript as partial. Gene Ontology annotation, cellular component: nucleus. The transcript is spliced from 4 exons. The record is from RefSeq and is a predicted model, not a curated record. Gene Ontology annotation, biological process: regulation of transcription by RNA polymerase II. Lineage: Eukaryota; Metazoa; Chordata; Mammalia; Rodentia; Muridae.
CAAGGGGACAUCAGCAGUGAAGUGGAUGAGCACUUCUCCAGGGCUCUGAGUAACCUCAAGGGGCCCCAGGGACGGAGUUCCUCAAGUCACAGUGACAAUGUGAUCCUCAAGAAUGAUAGCAGCAUGCCCCCGAAUCAGUGGCGUCUCUCUUCUUGGACAAAGCCCCAGGCAGAAGCAUCUCCUGCAAAUGGUGCCAGAAGCAGCAGCUUGGAUGAAUACAGUCCUAAGGCUAUGGAUCAGCACUCACUGUCCAUGCCCAAAUCCCCCUCUGCACAUCCUCAGGAGCUGUGGCACUUCUCCUCCCUAGUGAGGCCAGAUUUCCUAGAGCCUGCCCACUUCCGUGUCUUUCCUGACAAGCAUCUGGCUCCAGAGGUCUACCCUGAUGGGAGACAUGGGUCCCUUCAACAUUUAGUCCAACAAGAUAGACACCAAAACAAUCCUCUGGAACCUGCUGCCAGGGAGAAUUGCAGCCCUGCCAAGGUAGCUGGGAGCACAGGAUCCCGCAUGAACCAGCCUCCCAACUCAGUCCACUACAAGAAGAAAAUCUAUGGUCACGGACCUGCCAGUACCAGUCUUGAUAAUGAAAGAAGCCAGUCUCCAGAGAGAAGAAGAGAUAUCUACUUUUAUUAG